AUGCAUCGCAGGCAGUCCAUCCUGUCGCACCGACCGAAGACCUCUUCCGACGUGGACGACGACGCCUACACCUCUGCCGCGCCGCCGCCGCACACGAUGAAGCGCACCAUCUCGCAGACAUUCCCUACCCACUACCAACACGACGUCAAGGACACCAACAUGUUGGACGCCGUCAACGAAGCCACCAUGCACGCCGACGGCCUGUCGCAGCAUUCACAGGCCAGCUCCUUCUCCCGCGCGUUUGGUGCAGUCGCUGGUAGUUUCACCCGCCAAAAGACGCGCCGGCGCAUGUCGUCCGUGUCGUCCGCCACACCUGCACAGCGUCGCCGCGGCUCCAUUCAUUCCUUAUUCGAGUCGUUGCCCUCUUCGAGCGCUAGCCAGAAGUCUACCAUGGAUCAACAGCGAAUGCCCCUGCAACACCAAGACUCUGGCAUUCCCACUUUUCAACUGCAACCACAAAGCACCAGCUCAAAGGCUUUUGCUCCCUUCAAGCGCCUGAGUAGCAUGCGACGCCGCCCCACAGCUCCGGGGCCCUCGACAGACAUCACCAAAGCUCUUUUCACGCCCGCCGUCUCCUAUCCCAGCCAGUCCGUACCAGGCGCCGCCGCCCGACAAGCAGCAGCCGCCGCAAACCAGGAUCGCCAGAACCAGCUCCGCCGCGAGCAGGAACACACCCACCGCUUUCUCAAUGGCCUCAUCACCACCUCCAUGCGUGAUGACGACAUCAAGGACAACGAGAGCGGUGUGGACAUGACAUGUGCUUCUCCCAUUGUCCGCGCCGACAGUGUCACGGAGAAGAAGAUGAUCGAUCCCUUCCAACGCCUUCCUGCCGAGCUCGCCACCACCGUCCUGUCAAACCUCGAUGCCGCUUCUCUCGUACGGGCCGAGCGCGUCUCGCGCAGCUGGAACGAACACGCCUCGUCACCGCACGUCUGGCGGAACGUCUUCCUCCGCAAACACGAACCCGAAGUACACGUCUCCCCUGCGCCUAUCCAGAUGGGCGGCUUGGGCACUGGCAAGAUGGCAGGCGGCAACCCAGCACCAGCCCAGGACUGGAAGCAGAUGUUCAGGGCGCGGAGCACAAUCGACGGGCGAUGGAAGACCGGUACACCCGCUGCCAUUUACCUCAAUGGUCACACGGAUAGCGUCUACUGCUGCCAGUUUGACGAGAACAAGGCCAUCACCGGCUCCCGAGACAGGACUAUCCGCGUGUGGGAUCUGAAAACUUACAAGUGCAUCAGGGUCUACGGUGGACCCAACCACCGGCCAACAGCUAACACUCCCCCACCCAUGGAGGAGCGACCGGAACGAGUCAUCAGCCACGCUUCGCUCAACGGCACCAAGGUUGGCAACGAGAUAUACACCGUCCCCGCCGACUACCACGACGCUUCCAUUCUCUGCUUACAGUACGAUAGCGAGAUCAUGGUGACAGGAUCCUCGGACUACACCUGCAUCGUAUGGGACAUUACCGGCGAUGAGUACGUUCCCAUGUACCGACUCCGCGGCCAUGAGGCUGGUGUCCUAGAUGUCUGCCUUGAUGACAAGUACAUCAUCUCCUGCUCCAAGGACGCCAUGAUCAAGGUCUGGGACCGCAAGACCGGCAACUGCGUCCGCACACUCAAGGGUCACAGAGGCCCCGUCAACGCCGUUCAGCUACGCGGCAACUUCCUCGUUUCCGCUAGUGGCGACGGUGUAGCUAAGCUCUGGAACCUUGAGACUGGUGUCUCAAUCAAAGACUUCCCGUCCGAAGACCGUGGUCUCGCCGCUGUCGAAUUUUCCGAUGACGCAAAAUACGUUCUCGCCGGUGGUAAUGACCACGUCGUGUACAAGUUUGAUGCUUCAACCGGCGAGCUGGUCCACAGCAGAGUUAAGCACGACGGUCUUGUACGAUCGCUAUUCCUCGACGCCUUCAACGGUCGCAUCGUGUCUGGCUCGUACGACCAGAGUAUACAAGUUUCGGAUUACGAGACUGGGCAAACAUAUGCUGUUUACAAGAACUGGACAACGAGCUGGAUCCUCUCAGCCAAGAGUGACUACAGACGCGUUGUUGCUACUAGCCAGGAUGGCAGGACUUUGAUACUUGAUUUCGGCCACAAUGUACCCGGAUCGGAAUUGCUCGCUGGAUCGAAGUAA
Messenger RNA from Alternaria ventricosa, 2133 nucleotides. RefSeq lists its product as uncharacterized. The record is from RefSeq and is a predicted model, not a curated record. Gene Ontology annotation, molecular function: protein binding. The transcript is spliced from 2 exons. The coding region runs from base 1 to 2133 and encodes 710 amino acids. NCBI's taxonomy places the organism in Eukaryota, Fungi, Ascomycota, Dothideomycetes, Pleosporales, Pleosporaceae.